AUGCUACAGCUGGCCAGAAUAGCUUCAGACAAGCCUGCGCAUUCACCCAGUCUGUUACCAAAUUGCUCAUUCACCCAGUCUGUUACAAGCCAGCUCAUUCACAGUCUGUUACCAACCUGCUCAUUCACCCAGUCUGCUCAUUCACACAGUUUGUUACCAACCUGCUCAUUCACCCAGUCUGUUACCAACCUGCUCAUUCACCCAGUCUGUUACCUGCCUGCUCAUUCACCCAGUCUGUUACCCACCUGCUCAUUCACCCAGUCUGUUACCAGCCUGCUCAUUUGCCCAGUCUGUUACCAGCCUGUUCAUUCACCCAGUCUGUUACAAGCCUGCUCAUUCACCCAGUCUGUUACCAGCCUCAUCAUUCAUCCAGUCUGUUACCAGCCUGCAAAUUCACCAGUAUGUUACCAGCCUGCAUAUUCACCCAGUCUGUUACCAGCCUGCUCAUUCACCCAGUCUGUUACCAACCUGCUCAUUCACCCAGUCUGUUACCAACCUGCUCAUUCACCCAGUCUGUUACCAGCCUGCUCAUUCACCCAGUAUGUUACCAGCCUGCUCAUUCACCCAGUCUGUUACCAGCCUGCUCAUUCACCCAGUCUGUUACCAGCCUGCACGUUCACCCAGUCUGUUACCAGUCUGCUCAUUCACCCUGUCCGUUACCAUUCUGCUCAUUCACCCAGUCCGUCACCAGCCUGCUCAUUCACCCAGUCCGUUACCAGCCUGCUCAUUCACCCAGACCGUUACCAGCCUGCUCAUUCACCCAGUCUGUUACCAGUUUGCUCAUUCACCCAGUCCGUUACCAGCCUGCUCAUUCACCCAGUCUGUUACCAGCCUGCUCAUUCACCCAGUUUGUUACAAGCCUGCUCAUUCACCCAGUUUGUUACCAACCGGCUCAUUCACCCAGUCUGCUACCAGCCUGCUCAUUCACCCAGUAUGUUACCAGCCUGCUCAUUCACCCAGUCUGUUACCAGCCUGCUCAUUCACCCAGUCUGUUACCAGCCUGCACAUUCACCGAGUCUGUUACCAGUCUGCUCAUUCACCCAGUCCGUUACCAGCCUGCUCAUUCACCCAGUCCGUUACCAGCCUGCUCAUUCACCCAGUCUGUUACCAGCCUGCUCAUUCACCCAGACCGUUACCAGCCUGCUCAUUCACCCAGUCUGUUACCAGUUUGCUCAUUCACCCAGUCCGUUACCAGCCUGCUCAUUCACCCAGUCUGUUACCAGCCUGCUCAUUCACCCAGUUUGUUACAAGCCUGCUCAUUCACCCAGUUUGUUACCAACCGGCUCAUUCACCCAGUCUGUUACCAGCCUGCACAUUCACCCAGUCUGUUACCAGCCUGCACAUUCACCCAGUCUGCCCAGUCAGUGA
Dreissena polymorpha is the source of this 1368-nucleotide messenger RNA. Its product is annotated as putative proline-rich protein 21. The transcript has a single exon. The coding region runs from base 1 to 1368 and encodes 455 amino acids. The record is from RefSeq and is a predicted model, not a curated record. NCBI's taxonomy places the organism in Eukaryota, Metazoa, Mollusca, Bivalvia, Myida, Dreissenidae.